UUACAUUGAUUAAAAAAACUUGUCUGCUGUUUGAGAACUGCGAAACGGAUAUUAAUUUCUAAUGGUGUUUCCAGUAAAGACAAGAAAUGUUUGUGCUUAGGAAAUGGAUAGGAUUAGAGAAAGUAUCUAAUGGAGUGAGAUGUGUUUCAUUUGCUUCGUCAUACAAACGAAGUCUCAUUUCAAUAGGUUGUUUAUCUGUGGCAUUUACGGCUACUGGGUUUUAUAUCAUAAAAUAUCGAAUUUUACGAGAUGAAAAUUUUCGAACUGUUACUGGUGCUUCAACGGUAGACAGGAAAAAACAUUUCAACACAGUUCAGGAAAAGAUCAAUGAAAAUAAUACAAAAGAUAUAAAGUCAGCUAAGAAAAUUUUAGACACGGUGAAAGAUGAUUUUGUGAAUCGGAUUGUGACACAUGUACCUAUUCCUCUCCUCAAAAUUCUUCGAGUAAAUGAUCCCCAAGUUUUGGUAUCGUUGACCAAGUCCAAGAAUCCAGUCAAAAGAAAGAAGGCAGUCCAAACCUUAGGAACAAUUCAUCAUUGGCCAGACAAAAAGUAUGAGAAAGUUAGAAAAGUGUGUGAUUCAAAAACAUUGGUUGGUUUGGCAAGAACGCUAGAAGUAGAUGAUCGUUUCUUUGACCUGUUCCCUGCUCCAGACAAAUAUGAGGAAGACCUGGAGUCGUCUCUGAAGGCUCUGUUGUCUUCCUUGCCAAAAGAUGGAUUCAGCAAAUGUGUGGAAUACUUCACAACACAGGCACUCAUUGAAGGGAACAUAGAAGAAGAAAGGGGAGGAUAUUGGAGUUUUGGAGGUCCCGGGGUGGAAUUUGCCAAAACAGUGGACAGAGGUCCAGAGGAGAGGGUAGAAAUCAUUUGCCUGCAGGCUUUGAUCAGCCACUCCAAUGAGCGACACAAUUGUUUUGAAAUGAUGAAGAUGGGGGUGCUGCCAUUGCUUCAACAGACAUAUCACAAGAGGAAGUACAGCAUCGUGAUGAGGAGACAGAUAGCGAGGAUUCUGGGAAAUCUGUCCGUCCAUAAAGAAUUGCAUAAUAGAAUAAUCAAAGCAGGUUGGGUGUCGAUACUGUAUAAAUGGUCCAAAUCAGCUGAUCUUCAGUUAUCUCUGCAUGCUGCCCGAGCUCUGGUCAAUCUGGACCGGGACGAGGGAACAGUGCUGUACCCCAGUGGGGUGUACCUCCUCCAUCCCACCCACAGGUCAAGUGAACCAUUAAUGGCCGACGUGGUUUUUGUCCACGGCUUACUGGGAGGACCUUUUAAGACCUGGAGACAACAGGACAGGAAGCUAGCGGACAAAGACAAGGUGUCGGACGGACAGGAGAGUGUCCGCAAAGGAACAUACACUUUCUGCUGGCCAAAGGACUGGCUGGCUAAAGACGUCCCUUUCAUUAGGAUUUUAUCGGUAGAGUACGACACGAACCUCAGUACCUGGAAUGCUAGCUGUCCAUAUGAAAUUGAAAAGCGUUCACUGCAAAGAAGAGCUUCAGAACUACAAGAGAAACUGAAGGCAGCAGGGGUAGGGUCCCGCCCCAUUAUCUGGGUCACUCAUUCAAUGGGAGGUUUGCUAGUGAAGGAAUUGUUAUGUCAGAGUGACCAAAAACCAGAUUAUUCAGACAUUGUUGACAACACCUCGGGAGUCAUCUUCUACAGCACCCCCCACCGUGGAUCUGCCCUGGCCAACAUCUCCAGCAGGGGGAGUCGUAUCUUCUCCCCGACAGUGGAAGUACAGGAACUAAGCCAAGGAAAAACCUUUGAUGAACAAAUUAAUGAGUCAUUAAGUCAACCAUUUGAAUCAGAAACACAGAUAGAAACAGGUAAAAUGUCAGAGGAAGGGAAUAUAAAUGAAAUCGAUAUGAAAAUUGGUGAGGUGGAAGGGAAAGAAGGAUCUGUGAAUGAUGAAGAAGAUUUAGGGGAAAAUGGCCUUUUUAAGAACCAAAAUUUAGAAAAGGAGGAACAUCCGAAGAACCAAGAUUCAAAGGAGAAGGAGUGCCCAGAGAACCAAGAUUUAGGGAAGAUGGAGCAUCUGAAAAACCAGACGGAUGAUGAAAAACAGGGAACAGAGGAAGAUAUUACAGAGGUGAAGAUUUGUGAAGACAGCAAGCUUAAAAGUGAUAAAAGCAGGGACAUAACAGAUUGUGAUCAUACACCAAUGAAAGACAAGUCACACAAGGAUAAUAAAGAGGAUAACACAGAGUCUACAGAAGGAGAAUUAAAUGAGACCGAUCAAGACUCGGAUGAGAAAUUUCUGUCGUCAGUUGAAUCGGAUAAAGACGCAGAGGUUAAAUUUCUAAAUUCCAGUGGAACGGACAAAGAAUCAGAUACAGUUUCCAUCGGAUUUGAGAUUGUACCAACGGACAGCCUGCAAAUUCCCUUCACCCAUUAUGUGGAUCAUAGAAAUCUCACUCAUUCUGGAAAGAGUGCACACAGUGGUGAAAGGACAGAUCAUGAAACUGAGCUUGUUCGACUGCUGAAGCUGUACAGAACGAGCAACAAGGACUUGAAGGACUUUCAUCGACGGAAUCCUUGGGGAACCCACGACACUAUUCGGGGACAGCUGUGGGUCAGAGUUUGUGAGACGCUUCACAAAGCCAAAGGGAAUCUCUAUGACGACUAUGAGAAAGAUCUUUUCCACCAAAGAAACACUGAUGAUUUAGCUUUACCUCCCUUUGUGGACUUCAAUAAUCUCACCUCCUACCAUUUAUCUGAACAAGGAACCAGAACUGUGGCGAAAAUUCUCGCUGUGAUCCAAAACACCAACCCAGAGAUUCUGUACUGUCCUACACUGUAUCCCAAACUGAGCAUUUUUCUGCAUUACAUGGGGCCCUCUGAUGCUUUUAACUGUAUAUAUGCUUUACUCCGUUCCAAAGAUGCCAAUAUAAUGCAGACCAAAGUUGCUGUUGAAUCGUCUAAACUUGUACUUCGAGACCUUACCAAAAAAUAUGCGAAAUCAGCAUAUGUGUAUCUGGUGAGGAACUGCAAUGAUGUGACAGCAGUGUUCGACUCCUGGAUGUGGUGGCUUUUCUCAGACCUCCCUUUUCCCCAUAUUGUGAGAAUCAUUGACUGCUAUUUAGUGGAAGGAGUCAAAGUGCUGUACCGAGUAGUACUCUCUAUACUCAUCCUGUUUACAAAAUACUCAGUGUCAGCGAAACACCAUGGUGCGAUAAAUGACACAUUUACUGUUGGCGAGAGGAUUCGUCAAUUCUGUACUAAUAUGCCUUUCCCUGUUGAAAAACUGCUGAAGCGAGGGUUUAGAAUCCGCGGACUGACUAAGAAGGAGAUCCAGAAGCUACAGCUGCGCCACGAGAUGUGUAUCAGCAGUCAGCACCACCUCCAGCACGAGUUACAGAAGUCCGCCUCCGCCCACUCAUUCGGCGGCCUCCCUCACUCCCACUCCUUCAGUGGCAGGAUCGUGUUCGAUCAGACCACGUCAAGCAUCGUCACCAGUAAUGAGAUGCCGCGCUUCAGGUCUCUAGGCCUGCUUGUGUUUAAUUAUGUGGAUAGUCUGGUGGCCAUUAUGGAUGAUCUGUAUACCAUCUGGUCAUGGCUGCCGGCGAGGUACGCGGUUUGUCAACCGGAGCUGUUGUACACCUCCGAGGAGCACGGAACCAGUCUGAGGACCCUGUACACGCGGAUCGAGAACCACCAACCCACCCUGAUCCUCAUCAAGACUACCACAGACGAGGUGUUUGGGGCAUUUUGUUCCAUGUAUUGGAGGGAGAGGAAGAAGAGCAAUAAGAAUGUCUACUACUUUGGUACCGGGGAAACGUUUGUGUUUACACUGUCCCCAGAGAGAAAGAAGUAUGAAUGGGUGGGCCUCCACGAGGAGAAUAUCUCCAACACCGCAAACAUGUUCCUGGCUGGGGAUAGCAAAAUCCUCACCAUAGGAGGAGGCAAUGGUGAAGCCAUACAGCUGGAUGAGAAUCUCCUACACUGUCGGACUGAGCAUUGUGAUACAUUCGAUAACCCGCCCCUCUGCUCCGAUCAAGACUUCACGUGUAAAGUAGUGGAGGUCUAUGGAUUUCAAUAAGAGUACAAAUGUGUGAUAUAAAGGGCAUGUAUUCCAUAGUCAAACCGAAAAAACAAAAAAAUAAGCUCUGGCUAUAAUGUUGCAUUCCAAGUGAUUUCCAAGUUGUGUGAUAAAGAUAUUUUAUGUGUAUUAAUACCUCUGUGUAGUUAUUGCAGGUUUUUUUUAGCAGAGGCACUUGAUGUAGCUUGGAGGAAUGCUUCUUGUAAUGAAAGGACAAUUUUUUAACAUCAAGUACCUUUGCCUUUUUAAGGGCUGGAGUGAUUGCCAAGAUCUGUUCAGUUUAUUUGUUAUUGUUUUUAUUGACCAUGCUAUAUGUAUGACAUAAUACAAUUGUAUGACAUCAUUAGUUGUAUGCUAUGUCAAAAAAUGAUGACUAGUCGACUAUUUUUCAUUUUAUUAUAAUUUGUCAUUGAUGCUAUUUUUGUUAAGUAUUAUUAUUUUUGGAGGGGGAUGCAAAAAUGUACAUUAAAUGUCCAAUUUUAAAAUUAAAGGAAUUUUUUUUGGGCCAAACAGAUUUCAAACUCUUUAAAAUGAAUUUAGAAUUCAUACAUUUACAAUAGUACUUGAGUUUUCAUUGAAAAUCUGAAUCAGAAAAUACUAAAGCAAGAGGUUCACUUUUGCAGACAAUGCAAAACGAACUUGAAUACUAGUAUGAUAGUUGAUAUGAUAUGCUUUCAUAUUUGAAAGUUUUUUUUCAUCAUCAUGUUUAACCUUAUGAUUGUCUAUCAGCAAUUAAGAAGCAUAUGCAGAGGUAGUCAAUGCUUACAAAUGGCAAGUUUGAACCAAAUUAUAUUUUUGUCUUCAGAAAGAGUCCCUCUUUGCUUUGACUUUUUUUUUUAGACCAUUUUCCUAAUAUAUUCAAAAUUCAUUUGCAUCCUUCUUUUUUAUGCAAAGAAUUUUUUUUUUUCAAUGCCUAUAUCUGUAUGUUUUAAUUGUCUAUGAUAUUUGAAAAUCGGGUCAGCAAUUUUCUCUUGCACCAUCAUGAAAUCUUUUAACCAAAUGCAAUAGAAAUUAAAUUUUUAAAUAUCAAUGUCUUUAUUCAUAGUUAUGCCGCAGUUUUUUUCAUAUGAAAAAAAAACACUCAUAUACUGUACUUGAAAGCAUCUAUUUGAAAGUUCCUUUCCCUGCAAAUUAAAUAUAUGUUUAUGAUGUGUAACUAAACCAGUACUUCAAUUUUUACGGAAGAUUUUACAGCAAUACAUUAUAUUAGUCUUUUUGAUGUAUAGCUGUUAAAAAUCCUUACAAAUUUUACUUCAGGAUAGAAAACUAAGAAACUAAAAGAGGAAAAAGCCUUUUAUAAUUUUAUGUUGAAGUUGCAAAUACAUUGUCAUUUCAAAAGGAAUUGGUUGUCAUGUUUUCCUAUUUGCCCCGAUUUGGGUUUUUCUUUGGUCUGAGGGUUGGGGGGAGGGGAAUUUCAAAAUAAAAAAAGAUGAUACAGGUAUCGGUGCAUGUCCUAUACAAGGAUAUACACAUGUAUGUACAUUUUAAAUUUGGGGUUUAAGGGUAACAUUUCGCUAGCUGAUAUUACCCUCACUGGCAAGACAUUACGUGGCCAGUAAGACUACAUUUCAUUUUAUUUUCAUAAGCAACAGUAGUAUAGUUACUCUUUAUUUGUACAAGAUAUCUCUUAGUUUCUUUUUGAAAGAGGUUUAUUGUUCAAAUAAUUUUCCCGAAAUUAACUUUGUUUCUUUGUAGCUAAACAUUUGUUAUAUUUCUGUUUGUUAUAAAUUCAACUUAGUAAUAAAAAGAAAUUUAAUUGUGCUCCCGUGUAGCCUUGUUUGCUAUAGUCAAGUUUUCAAUAAAAGAAAAAAAUUCCUAUGAAUAUUACAGGUACAUUAACUUUAUUAGAUUUUGGAAGGUUUAUCGGAAAAAGUAAUAGAAUUAGGGCAAAAAAGUGUAUUAAAAACAGUUAUGGUAUAAAUUUAAAAAAUCUCAAUAUAAUUGUUCUAUUAUGAUGUUGCUCUUCAAAUCCUGCAUAAUUGUCUUUAGUAGCAGAACAGUUUCAUUGGGUAGAAAAUGUAACAAUGUACAUGUCAUUUACAUCAUUCAGUUGUUUGUAUUGAACAGCUUAUGAUUAUUGUGAAGUUGAAAAAUUUAAGAUAUUAUAUCUGUAGAUUUUGUGUGAAUAUUAAUAUUCAAUUAUGACAAGUUUAUGUUCCACCAAUGGCUAAUGGAAAAAUACACCAAUUAUAUUUUGAUUCAUAUGAAAGGCAUUGGAUGUUUAAAAUUAUGUACAAAAUUGUUUUUUGUUUCCAACAUUAUAUUGCAUAUUGCUUUAUAUAUGCAACAGGAUCUAUGAAUUACAGUGCAUACAUAUACAUGUAUGUUGUAAACAGUAUGUACUAAGUUUUAUUGAUGCUUGAGAUUUAGAACAAUAGUUUGUUGUGUAGUACACACAAAUGUAAAUGUGCAAUCAUAUGUAUUAAAUAUUUUUAAAAAGUCAA
This is a messenger RNA of Magallana angulata, 6478 nucleotides long. RefSeq lists its product as uncharacterized. The record is from RefSeq and is a predicted model, not a curated record. Lineage: Eukaryota; Metazoa; Mollusca; Bivalvia; Ostreida; Ostreidae. Bases 87 to 4034 code for a protein of 1315 amino acids. The transcript is spliced from 25 exons.